Tribolium castaneum (red flour beetle) is the source of this 1168-nucleotide messenger RNA. RefSeq lists its product as uncharacterized. The record is from RefSeq and is a predicted model, not a curated record. NCBI's taxonomy places the organism in Eukaryota, Metazoa, Arthropoda, Insecta, Coleoptera, Tenebrionidae. The transcript is spliced from 3 exons. Bases 329 to 1057 code for a protein of 242 amino acids.
CUUUAAUCACAUAUUGUGUCGGAAUUUUCCGGUCGCCUCCUGCGGGAAAUGCGUAUUUCCGUGUCUGAAGUGUGUCACGGUGGGUUCCGAAGGAGAGCGCUUAGAGUUUUCCAAAAAAAUGUUUAUUUUGAUUUUUGUGUUUGUUGCGCGAAUCGUGGAAUCGAUGGAGCGGGAUAUAAAUGUGGUAGAAUAUCGUGACUGAUUCAUAAGUGAUUACACAUUGGAAGCGAGCAAACCUAUCGCGAGAUUAGCUUUUGACUGAAAACCAUGUGCUUGUGUUGAUACUACACCUAGUUGCAACAAAGUUUCCUCGUUCAGUAUUACAUAGAUGGCUCUAGCUCUAGUUCUUUUCUCAGAUUCGUUUAAAUUUGCGAUUGUCGUAACUGUGGCAACUCUCCUUCGCUCCUGCUCGAGUGCGCCGACCAUGGACUACCCCUGGUGGUACCACCCCUGCACCAGCAGCAUCGACCGCGCCCCCGAGCGCCACGAGAGGAGCACCAAGCAUCACCUAGAGUUCAUCAAACGCCAGUACGAAACCUUCCUCCAUCAGCUCAAUAUCGGCAUCAAAAACAUCUACAAGCUCUACAAGAAGGAGCAAAAGAACACCAAAGUGCCCCGGUUUAAGUGGUUCAAUAAGAAAAAAAUGCUCAAGCCGUUCGAUAACACAAAAAAUGAUGUGCAGAAAAGGACUGAACUUCACAAAGCGCUUCAGUACGUCGCUGGGAACUUGGAGGUUCUGCGGCGGUUGAAUGUCACAACCGCCACCGAUUUCAAAGAGGACCGAAGACAGCAAAUCUACUCGAAUAUCACCAAUCAUUUGAAACUGUUGUUGUGUGAAGUCUACGACAGUUUUGAACGAAACCAAGUUCCUGCCGGGAUUCCUCUCCACAAAAUGAAAAUUGGAUUCCGGAAAGAAACCGACUUGACAAGAGCGCAAAUGUACGAUCUUAUUUACUUCAGGAGAUUGAAGACUUUUUUAAAAGCCUUGAAAAAGAAAAUGUUCAAAAGAAACAAAAGGAAAAAAAACAGUGAAGUGAAAAAUAAAAAAAGGACGUGACUAGUGCUUAAUUUUGACGACCGACGUUUCUCAUUCGGGAAUUUAUAAGUCUGUGAUUUCGCCUAUUUAUUAUUAACUUAUUUUUUAAUUAUAAUAAUUUAUUUCAAUCAA